Molecule: messenger RNA, 606 nt
Organism: Colletotrichum spaethianum
Lineage: Eukaryota; Fungi; Ascomycota; Sordariomycetes; Glomerellales; Glomerellaceae
Exons: 2
Coding region: 1-606 (201 amino acids)
Source: RefSeq, a predicted model, not a curated record
AUGGCCAUCAUCAAUGAGUUCCCCGGCGUCAAGAUCACUGUUCAAGUCGACGGCCAGGACGCCGUCGAGUAUGAAGACCCGGAUGGCUUCGAAACCGACAUCAACCGGAAAAACGUCCGCUGGCGCACCUUUAAUUACGUUGAAUCCAAGGACGACGCUUUCUUCUCCGUCCGCUAUCAGGUCGACAACAGCCACCGCUGGGAGAGUCCCAACCACGCAUUAGCUCUGGUCUUGUACAUCGACGGCAAGCGUACCGACGGCCUCGUAUGCGAGGCUCGGCACUUUCUCAACCUCGACCCAUUCUAUGUUUGGAACGCCACUGUCGAAGGUUCUCGGGAGAGGUCUACUGCCUCGGGUUACGAGCGCCUGAACAAAUUCAAGUUCUCCAAGGUCACCACGAUCGACGAUGCCGAGAACGAACGUGUUGAAGUGGACACCAAAAAGGCAAAGUCACUGGGUGUCAUUGAGGUGUUCAUCUAUCCCAUGGUCAUUACCGGGCCGAUGACUUACAACACUCCUGGGAACCAUUACGGAGCGCAGAAUGAUGGCUUCGAGAUUGCCGAGAAGGCGCUAAAGGGCCGCGCAGUCUCUCACGGCACCUCGUGA